This is a messenger RNA of Histoplasma mississippiense, 2499 nucleotides long. RefSeq lists its product as hypothetical. Bases 1 to 2499 code for a protein of 832 amino acids. The record is from RefSeq and is a predicted model, not a curated record. NCBI's taxonomy places the organism in Eukaryota, Fungi, Ascomycota, Eurotiomycetes, Onygenales, Ajellomycetaceae. Gene Ontology annotation, cellular component: nucleus. Gene Ontology annotation, molecular function: 5'-3' DNA exonuclease activity; 5'-flap endonuclease activity; DNA binding. The transcript is spliced from 3 exons. Gene Ontology annotation, biological process: DNA recombination; DNA double-strand break processing; mismatch repair.
AUGGGGAUUACAGGGCUCCACGGCCUGCUCAAAUCAAUCCAGAAGCCAUGUAGCCUGCGGAAAUUUAAGGGCCAGACACUUGGUGUCGAUGCCUAUGGAUGGCUGCAUCGCGGUACUGUCGCCUGUGCCAUCGACCUAGCUCUCGACAAGCAAAAUACGAAAUAUGUCGAUUUCGCCAUGAACCGCGUCCGCAUGCUGCUCUACUUUGGCGUAACUCCUUACCUCGUCUUUGACGGUGAUAACCUCCCGAGCAAGGCCGGAACGGAGUCAGCCAGAGCCCAGCGGCGCGAAGAGAGCAGGAAACUUGGCCUGGAAUUAUACCGCUCCGGCCGGGUGGCGGAGGCUCACCAGGAGCUGCAGAAGGCCGUCGACGUGACGCCGUACAUGGCGCGUCUGAUGAUUGAAGAAUUGAAGAAGCUGAAGAUCCAGUAUGUCGUUGCGCCUUAUGAGGCGGACGCGCAGCUGGUGUACCUUGAGAAACAGGGUAUCAUCAACGGGAUUAUCUCGGAGGAUUCAGAUAUGCUGGUGUUCGGGGCGAAGCGGUUGUUGUCUAAGUUGGAUAAGCAUGGGGAAUGUGUGGAGAUUAAUCGGGCUGAUUUCACAGCAUGUCGCGAUAUUAGUCUUAUUGGUUGGACAGAUGCCGAUUUUCGGCUCAUGUGCAUUCUUUCUGGUUGUGAUUAUCUGGCGAACUUGCCCAAAAUGGGGCUCAAGACGGCAUAUCGCAAUGUCAGGAAGUACAAGACCAUCGAGAAGAUUUUGAAGAUGCUUCAGUUUGAGGGAAAUGGCAUCCGAGUUCCCCCGCAGUAUCUGGAGGAUUUCAAAAAAGCAGAACUUACCUUCUUAUAUCAGCUGGUCUUUUGUCCGCUAAAUAGGAACCUAGUUACUCUUUCGCCGCUUCCUGCCGGUGCGAAGUUGGAUAGCAUGCCGUUUGUCGGCACGAAUAUCGAACCGGACAUGGCAAUUGGAGUUGCAUGCGGAGACCUAGACCCCAUGACCAAAGAACCAAUAACCUUGAAACCGUCAUACCCGGAGAGAUCGCGGUUGGCUAUCUCUAGACGACAAACACUCCCAGCCAUGUCAGAUUUGAAACCAAGCAAACCGAUAGACACUUUUUUCACGCCAAAACGUGUUCCGUUGGGCGAGCUGGAUCCGAAUAACCUCACGCCAUCACCUAGUCAGCAGCGGCUUCUUGAAGCGAAUGCCCGACGAUCAUGGGUUGCUAGCUCGGCACCAACGAGAGGGAAUGGCCGUCAGGCUCCACUGUCGACUUCCUCCCCGUCCACUUCCGCACGCGCUUUCUUGCCCCAAACCACAGAAACGCCUCUAAGUAGCGAUAGGGAGAAGUUUCUUGCCAGUGCUUCGAAAGUGUCGAAAUUUCAGCCUGUUAAACGGCAACGCCUUUGUUCUGACGCGGAUGAAGCGGGAGCUGAGGUUGCAGCCGCUGUAUUGGGGUCUGGGGAGCGCAGUCGUUUCUUUGCGGGUACAGGUAAGAGUACAACAACUGGGACCAAAAUAGCUGGUUCGAUUGUGACUAGUAAUCCUGAUAAAGCACGUACGAAGAAGGCUAAGAGGGCCGACUUUGGGGUGUUCUCAGAUGAGGUGGUUGAGGAUAUCAUGUCACAGCUUCCUGACGGGGUGAGUCAGGGUGAGUCACCGGAUGCGAAUGGCAUGAAUAAUGUGUGUGAGGACGGGGCUUCGACUACACCGUCAAAGAUGGAAGUCGAGGGAAGAUCCAUGGAGGAUAUAGGGUCGAGUAUCACUGAUGCACUGUUAAGCAGAAGUGUGACUGUGGAAGAACCCACGGCUACUACGACCGGACUGACGCCGGCGAUGACGGGGAUUUCCAUGGGAAGCAGCGAUUCCCAAAUUUCUACCAGAAUGCUUGAGUCUGGAGUUCUUGACGAUGAUGUAUCUGUGAAUUCUUCCUUGGGCCUCCGUGAUAGGUUCGCCUAUGUCGAAUCGAAUAAAUCUGCGGUUUGUCAUGGGACCGAUGUGAAGAAUGAACAGGUUUAUCGCGAAGAUCCACAUCAUGGAUGGGGAGGAAACGGCGUUCUUGAGAAGAGCUCCGGUCCGCAUGUUACACCACGAGAACAGCUGCAACCGUCCCGGGUGACCCCGUUACAAAGGUUGGGGCAAUUUGCGCUCCAUCGGUCGAAGUCUAUGGGUUCUUUGAGCACAAUGAAACUAUCGCCGUUUGACGAAAGUGGGAAUGAUAGGGAUGAUGAUAUCGUUAAUAAACGUAAUGGCAACGGAGAUGGUGAUACUCCGUCUCGCUCGGGAUCCCGUUACUCGAAAUCUGCAAGCUCGGGGGAGGAGUGUUUAUCAGGGGAAGUGAUGAAGCACCCAUGUCGCGGCAGUGAAGAUUUAAUUAUUCCGGAUAGUGAAGGGGAGAGUGAGGUGGAGGUCGACCUGGGUGUGGAUGUGGGGAAGGAGAAAAACAAAGGAGCCGCUGUUGAUCUCCAGCGGUUCCUGUUCAUGGGCGGAGGGUCGGUGUUUUGA